Messenger RNA from Oryctolagus cuniculus (rabbit), 4673 nucleotides. It is a transcript of the gene GPR139, whose product is annotated as G protein-coupled receptor 139. Lineage: Eukaryota; Metazoa; Chordata; Mammalia; Lagomorpha; Leporidae. Gene Ontology annotation, biological process: phospholipase C-activating G protein-coupled receptor signaling pathway. Gene Ontology annotation, molecular function: neuropeptide receptor activity. The record is from RefSeq and is a predicted model, not a curated record. Gene Ontology annotation, cellular component: plasma membrane.
AUGCAGAGCUUGCUCCUCACAAGCAUUGUUUCGGUCCCUUUGACGUCCCUGGAAGUGCACCGUAAGCCUGUGCCCAGGGCUCUAGCAGCCGAGGAAGUCAUCUUUGCUCCAGAGAUAACCCCGACUCUUCUCUCCACAGCCAAUAUCUUGACAGUGAUCAUUCUGUCUCAGCUGGUGGCUCGAAGGCAGAAGUCCUCCUACAACUAUCUCCUGGCCCUCGCCGCCGCCGACAUCUUGGUCCUCUUUUUCAUUGUGUUUGUGGACUUCCUGUUGGAGGAUUUCAUCUUGAACAUGCAGAUGCCUCCGGUCCCCAACAAGGUCAUAGAGGUGCUGGAGUUCUCCUCCAUCCACACCUCUAUUUGGAUCACCGUGCCGUUAACCAUCGACAGGUACAUCGCUGUUUGCCACCCGUUGAAAUACCACACCGUCUCCUACCCAGCCCGCACACGCAAAGUCAUUGUCAGUGUGUACGUUACCUGCUUCCUGACCAGCAUUCCCUACUACUGGUGGCCCAACAUCUGGACUGAAGACUACAUCAGUACCUCCAUGCACCACGUCCUCAUCUGGACCCACUGCUUCACCGUGUACCUGGUGCCCUGCUCCAUCUUCUUCAUCUUGAACUCCAUCAUCGUGUACAAACUCAGGAGGAAGAGCAAUUUUCGCCUCCGUGGCUACUCCACGGGGAAGACCACUGCCAUCCUGUUCACCAUCACCUCCAUCUUUGCCACCUUGUGGGCCCCUCGCAUCAUCAUGAUUCUCUACCACCUCUAUGGGGCCCCCAUCCGGAACCCCUGGCUGGUGCACAUCGUGUCCGACGUGGCCAACAUGCUGGCCCUUCUGAACACAGCCAUCAACUUCUUCCUGUACUGCUUCAUUAGCAAGCGAUUCCGCACCAUGGCGGCCGCCACGCUCAAGGCCUUCUUCAAGUGCCAAAAGCAACCUGUACAGUUCUACACCAACCAUAACUUUUCCAUAACAAGUAGCCCCUGGAUCUCACCAGCGAACUCGCACUGUAUUAAGAUGCUGGUAUACCAGUAUGACAAAAAUGGAAAGCCUAUAAAAGUUUCCCCUUGAUCCUGUAGGACUGGCACCAGAUGCCUCUGUCUAAUCCAUUUCCAGAUGGGAGCAUGUCCCAUCGCACAGCUGAACAGCUCUCCUUAAGAGUGCUAAUCCGAUUUCCUGUCUCCAUAGACUGGUAGGUGAGGAAGGAUGGAAGAGAAGAAAGGGGAGCAUGGAUCUCGUUUUUAUUGACACGUUUGUUUUCACCAAGUCGUGUCGGCAGCCAGCCGCAGCUCCUGCCGGUUUGAAGAUGCUGCUGGAGAUUUGAAGUGUCGUGCUGUGAGUGCUAAGGACACACAAGGUAGAGAAAUAGCCUGUGACUUGGUACUGGCACCAUCCACCGAGACCGGGAACUGCUCAUCUGUGUGACGCACCAAGCCACAGUAGCUGAGCCCACGCUCUUCUUCCGAGAGCCAAGGUCAUCCAUUGCUCCCCCAUGCCGUUGCCAGCAGCUAACGAUGCUGACUGAUUUGGGACUUUUCCAAGGUGCCCUUUGUCCUAGAGCAGGUUGUAGUCCUGAAGUGGCCCUGGCCCCUCCUCGUUGCAGAGUAAGUGACACUAUGGGGCUAGGGGAGUGUUGAAUCUCAUCCAAACCCUGGCCAGGACCUCCGAACCAACACAGCUAGUGACCCUCAGGCCUGAGGUCUGCUCUGUAGUUUUCUAUUUGCCAUUAUGUAUAGUUUUUAUCUAUCUCCUCCAACACAAAGACCCUGCCUUGUGCAGGAGAAAGGAGGAAAUCUUGAGCCCAGAAAAACAAAAAAACAAAGCCCACUCUUGCCAUUGUUUGAAUCCAUCCAGUGUCAGCUGUAUACAGUCCCUUGGCUCAAAUUGCUUCUUGUUGUGAUACCGCGUCUGCUUCCUGGAGAAGCCUUUCAUGUGGACAGUUGCCAACCCUGCCCCCUUGCUUGCUGAAGCCCUCACCAAAUUGUUUUAUCUGAAGUGACUUCCUAACUGAAUUUAAUAUUCAAGGGGCAGGAACUGUAGCUUUCUGGUAUGAAAGGAGGUAUUCUCAGCCCUGGCUCAGAGUCUGGCUGGCUUUCUCAUUAGGCCACAAAUGCAGACACAAUUGACAUGGAAAAGUGCCCUGCUGACUUCUUGUCUGGCCUUUAACACACAUGGCUUGCAAGGGCUCGGCCAGUUCUUGGUGAAACUGUUUCACCCAGAUCCUUGGCAAAAUGAUAGAAUAGAACUUUAUUAUUUAUUGAUUAGCCCUUUGCCUGUUAAGGCAAGAAGAGGUCUAGGAUGUAAUGAAUAGGGGUUUCCACACACAUGCUGGAUUCUCUUAGCUCCUUCUGUGUUGAGUGAUGUGUUUUGAAAGGGAAAUCCGUGCUGGAGUUCCUCUUAUUUUUAUGCCUGUCCCGAAUUCUUGGUGUUUGAAUUCAUCCCUGUACUGGAAGAAAUCUCUCUAAAUGAUUUGGGAAUUGUAUGAUAUUUUUGAUGACCAAAUAAACAGCAGACAGUCCACCUGGAACACUUGGUUCCCCAGGCUGGAUCUUUACUGAAUUUUGUCCCUAAAUUGGAAGACAUGUCUGUGCUUUUUAAGGGAAUUUGCUAUAAAUGAAUGAAAUAGAUAAGGCCCUAGGGCAGCUCAAGCCCUACACUUUAGCCAACGCCCUCAAUACUAACACAAUGUUUUUUUAAAAAAUAUUUAUUUAUUUAUUUACUUGAAAGGCAGAGUUACAGAGAGGCAGAGGUGGGAGGCCGCGUGUCUUCCAUCUGCUGGUUCACUCUCCAAAUGGCUGCAACGGCCUGAGUUGUGCAGAUCCGAAGCCAGGAGCCAGAAGCUUCCUCCGGGUCUCCUACACAGGUGCAGGGAUCCAAGGACUUGGGCUAUCCUCUACUGCUUUCCCAGGCCAUAGCAGAGAGCUAGACUGUAAGUGGAGCAGCCGGGACUUGAACCGGCACCCCUAUGGGAUGCCGGCACUGCAGGCAGCAGCUUUAUCCACUAUGCCACAGCGCUGGCCCCUGCAAUAGCAUUUCAAUCCACAUUAAUCUUGAUGAUCUUAAUUCCUACUCCUUUUAAAUGAUUGUAGACCCAAAUAUUCAAUUCUAAAGGCAGCGCAAAACACAGCACACCUGACAGAGCCAAAGUUACCUUUCCCGAGGCCUCAGGAAAGAGCCAUGUUGGAGAUCACAGUCUAUCCCUUUAAGAAACCUGCAGCUAAGUUUUUUCCCCAGCAUUGAAGCAGGUGGCUGUCUCUUUGUUUGAAAGCAAGACAGAAUUGGCUUGUGUUUAGGGACCAUAUUGUCUGAUCUGAUUCUAACGUAUCUGAGAAUGUUCAGACAACACGGGUUCCCAUUAGUAGAUGUUCGUGAAGACACUCGGCUAAGAGACAGACGCCUGUCUCGCCUCUCACUCACUCCCCAGGGCCUAUGUUCAUUGACUGCAGUGGUGGGCAGAUUCCCUCAUGUCCCUUAACUUGCCUUUCUCUCUCCUUGUCUCUUGUUUGCCAAGCAUGUGUAGUUGGCUAUGUGUUCACUCAAUUCCACCAUACCCCUUUAUGAAUGAACAUUGACCAAAGGCUACCUAUACUGAAUAUAUAUAUAUAAUGUAUUUAUUUAUUUAUUUUUAAAAACAUAGCUCUAAAAAAUGCUAGUUUGAGCUACAUGUGAAUGAGUAAAAGUGCAAUAUCUAUAAAUAUUAAGCAAUUUCUUUUUAAGGAUGUACAUAAGAUGGAAAAUAAGUAUGUGAAUCUCAGUUGUCUGUUCUACGUUUGUAGACUGUAUGUAAAAGGUAAUGGUUGAUGUUUAACACCUGAGUGUGCAUUGAAAUGUUUUCCUCAGAUACUCGUUUAUUUUAAUGUCUUAAUGUAAUGUUUUUUCUUUGACUAUAUUUUAUAUUUUGCUAAACAAUAUUUUCUGAAGUUCUGAUUAUUGAAGGCUCUCUAGUGAUUUUCUGUCUUCUGCUUUAAAUGUGUAGGAAUACCCAUCGGGUUAAGUUAAUACAUUUCUCCUAAAAGUUAUUUCAGAUCAUCUAAGGACUUUUAAUUUAUGAUAUUAUUUAUCAUAGUAAUUAUGGACAAUAAUGGAAAAGGAUUGUUGGUUGUGUGUGUGUGUGUGUGUGUUCUUUAAGAACUUGUAAGACUUUUUUUUUAGGCCAGUUUUAGAAAUAAAGCCUGAAUUUUGAAGCCUGUCAUGUAAACAGCUGCUGCUGAUGGCACUCAAGUAAUUGCCUUAUCUUGGGUUUUUGCCGUGCCUCUUUCAAAGACUGUUAACUUGUGUCUCCCUUGCUGUAUGAUUUGUGUCCUUGGCAGGGCACUGCAGCGACACUACACACGAACGUGCUGUGGCUUUUGAUUGAGCAACUCACAGGCUGAAAUAGCAUGUGGGGAAGGAGAUGAGGGGGAUGGCAGACAAAUCAUAGAGGACAGACCGUGAGCAGGCAUGGACUUCCAUUUGCAAACAUUCCACAAUUGGAAAAGGUUGCUUUGCACAGUUGGUACCUACUGGUCCAACAUGGGGAGCCCAUCUGAAGUGAAUAAAAAACUCUACUGUUGGCCAUUCCGGUUUAAAGAAUGGAAUAGAAAGUUAUAGAAAAAAUAGUAAAUGUUCAUAUUUUCUUAAUUAGAUAAUAUAUUGUGUUUGGACUUGUUUGUAUUACAAUAAAUUCUAAU